GUUUCCAUUUUUUGGGGUUUCUAUAUAGUCUUCUUCUAUACACCAACUCUCAUUCUCUCUGCAUCUAAAUCUCGGAGCGAUGGAGUUUUUAGAUGAAGAGAGUAGACCUUCCAGAUUUAUGUUUCAAUCCAAGGCAUCAACAGAAACAGAACCUGAAAACUUUAAAGUAAACAAAACCCUUGCAGUUUCAUGCAUCAUCAUCUCUGUAAUUCUUAUUAUUACAUCAAUCUUUGUUUUUGAAUCUGAAACCCUAAAAUUCAUUGUAUUUUGGUUUUCUCUUUCUCUAAUUGUUGGUCCAUUUGCUCCUAAUUCAAUCACUGCUGGUGAUAUUCGUGUUGGUCAAGGUCAAAUCCUCGAACCACUAAAUGAAGAGGAUGAGGCGGAUCAAACCGGGGAUAAGAGAAGAGGAUUUAAUCGGAAACAACACCAAACAGUUAAGAAAAAUGACGAUCUCAGGGAUGUUAAUGCCAAGAGUUCUGAGAAAUUGAAGAUGAAUACGAAUAAUACUACUGAUGUGGUUUAUGAAGAGAAAGAAUGGGUGGAAGAGGAUUUUGAGAUGUUGAAGAAACAGAUUUUGAAACAUCCAGUUGGAGAACCAAAACGAUGGGAAUUGAUUACUGAAGCUUUUCAAGGUAGGCAUGGAUUAGAAAGUGUGAUUAAAAUGGGGAAAUCAUUAUCAGAAAGGAAAGUAGGUAAUGGGGAUUCAUUUUCUCAGUUUUUGAAACAGAGAAAACCAUUAGAUAAGAGAUUGGUGGAAGAAUCAAAUGGGGAUUUCGAAUUGAUUAAUGAUGACAAGAAAGAAAAUUCAAAUUGGACUUCUGCUGAAGAUGUUGCUCUUCUUAAUGCUUUAAAAGCAUUUCCAAAGGAUGUUGCAACGAGAUGGGAGAAAAUUGCAGUUGCUGUUCCAGGUGGCUUGUAGAUUACAUGAUGGAGCUUGGGUUCUUCAAAUCACUUUCCGAGUGGGUUGGCAAUAACCUUAUGAAAUCUGGGGACCAUGAAACAUGGGCUUUUGAUCUCCAAGGUUCCGAGUGGGUUGGCAAUAACCUUAUGAAAUCUGGGGACCAUGAAACAUGGGCUUUUGAUCUCCAAGGUGCUGUUGAUAUGUUCAAUUCAUACAGGUUUCAGUUGGUGAUAUUGUGGUGACUCCAAUUUGAAUCAAUCAAUUUAUUCCAAUUUGUUCUUUUGAAGCUACUUCAGGUCAGAGUAGAAAAAUAUAAUUUUUAUGGAAUCAAUGAAUUUUGAAUCUAGGAAAAUCAACACUUGUGGUGGUGUUGAUGGUGGAGGUGCAGGUUUUGGAGGAGGAUGAGGAGGCAGUGGUGGUACUGGAUCAGAUUUGGAAGAUAAUUUGUAUUUGGAGUUAGUGGUGGUGUUUUGGUAUGAAGCUGAGAGGUUUGGUAUGGAUGUUAGAGCUGUGUUAGACAUUGUUUCAGAUAACUUCAUAAAAGCUAAUUGCUUAAACGUGGUAAUGAUCUCGCUGGAACUGGA
Messenger RNA from Papaver somniferum (opium poppy), 1485 nucleotides. RefSeq names its product transcription factor MAMYB-like. Bases 80 to 919 code for a protein of 279 amino acids. Lineage: Eukaryota; Viridiplantae; Streptophyta; Magnoliopsida; Ranunculales; Papaveraceae. Gene Ontology annotation, cellular component: cytosol. The transcript is spliced from 6 exons. Gene Ontology annotation, biological process: 'de novo' cotranslational protein folding; regulation of translational fidelity. Gene Ontology annotation, molecular function: Hsp70 protein binding; ribosome binding. The record is from RefSeq and is a predicted model, not a curated record.